AUGACUUAUCAUAGCCGCGAGAGAGUAUUUCGCGACGCAGACUCGGUCCUAGUCACAUACAACGGUCUGGCACCCAAAACGGAUACCUACACUCACGAAGACGGGCGAACCCUCGUCCUGCUAUGUCUGCACGGGACAAUACCCAUCAAAUUCCGGAAUGUGACCUACAACAUCCCGAUAGCAGCCUGGGUGCCAUAUGCCUACCCAACGCAGCCACCAAUAUGCUUCGUGACGCCCACCUCGUCGAUGCUGGUGCGGGCCAGUAAACAUGUGGAUUUGAGCGGGAAGAUAUAUCACCCCUAUUUGGCGUAUUGGCAUAUGAAUACAGAGGAGUCGAAUCUGUUGACAUUCAUGCAUGUCCUGCAGGACAUCUUCGCCGCGGAACCCCCCGUCUACACGAAACCAAGCAAUGCCGCCCCAACACCACAACAACCACCCGCGCAAACGGGUCAGAAUUACGGACCGCCAGGGUACUCAGCAUCCCCAACACCAUCCAACCCCAACGUGGGGUCUCAACAAAGCGGAUAUCCCCCACAGCGGCCCCAGCAACAUCCCCAACAGCAGCAGCAGCAAAUGUACACCCAACACCCCCCCUCCCAUCCCCAACAGCAGCAACAACAGCAACAACAAUAUCAAAACCAAAACCCCGCCCUACCCCCUCAAGUCCUCAUGCCCGACCCCCGCCGCCACACAACCCCACCUCCCUCCCAACACACCCAACAACAACCCCCACCUAUCCCCCCACCCCCCGCCUACCCCACCUCCCGCGACGGCAGCCCCCACCCCACCCGUCUCCCCCACACGCCACCACCACCCCUCCCUCACAAACCCCUCGCAGCAACCCUUGACGGCCAAGCCUACCAGCACGCGACCGACGAACGCGCGCAAAAAUUACAGAACGCGAAGGAAGCCGUCCGCGUGAAGUUACGAGAGAAAGAAAGGGAGUUCCAGAACCAGGUGCCGCCCGAGAUUGAACGGUUGUUGCAUGUGAAUCGGAAAUUGGGGGAGGGGGCGAGGAGGGUGGAGGAUUCGCUGGUCAGGUCUGCUGAGCGGGAGCAAGAAAUAAAACAAACGAUCGAAUCCCUCAAAACCCAAAACGAGACAACCGCGCAACACCUCACCGAGCUUCGCGCGCAGCCGGACGCGAAUGUGGAUGAGCUGCUUGUUCCGCCUACCGUUGUGCAUAAACAGUUGAUGGACCUCGUAGCAGAGGACCACGCGAUCGACGACACUUUAUACUACCUCGCCAAAGCGCUUGAUGCGGAGCGGGUGGAGUUGAAUGCCUACAUGAAGGCGGUGAGGACGCUUGCGAGGGAACAGUUUAUGAAACGCGCGCUGGUGGGGAAGGUUCGGGGUGUGCUUGGGUGAGGCGCCGGCAAAACGGGUGCUGAGGAUGGAAACGGAAACGGAAACGGAAUGGGUGGAUGGAGCAGCGGGGACGGGGACGGGCUUCUACGAACGUGGGGGCGAUGCGAUGCGAUGGCCCGCCCAUGGAUGGCUGCCUGCUCGCAGGAUCUACCCUCGACGUCCGGUCUCCACGCCCCUCCCCCAACCCCGCCGCUCUCGGAGAAAUCCCUCACGUCCCAACAUCUGCGUAAUCCGUAAUCC
Messenger RNA from Fimicolochytrium jonesii, 1608 nucleotides. RefSeq names its product UEV domain-containing protein. The record is from RefSeq and is a predicted model, not a curated record. Gene Ontology annotation, cellular component: ESCRT I complex. The transcript is spliced from 7 exons. Bases 1 to 1368 code for a protein of 455 amino acids. Gene Ontology annotation, molecular function: ubiquitin binding. Gene Ontology annotation, biological process: protein transport; protein modification process; endosome to lysosome transport. NCBI's taxonomy places the organism in Eukaryota, Fungi, Chytridiomycota, Chytridiomycetes, Spizellomycetales, Powellomycetaceae.